AUGGCGUCCGCUACUCCCACCAAGAUGACGUACCGCUUCCUGGGCAACUCCGGCCUGCUAGUGUCCAAGUUGGCUGUCGGAAGUUGGAUGUACCGAGAGGAAUACCACACCGUGGACGCCUGGUACGAGAUGAUGAAGACUGCGUUCAAGCGCGGAGUAAACUUCUACGACAACGCUGAGAUCUACGGCAACGGUCAGGCCGAAGAGAACAUGGGUGGUGCCAUAAAGAAAGGCAUCGAGGAAGGUGUCUGGACCCGUGAAGACCUCGUGGUCACCACCAAGCUCUUCGUGGGCUACAAGGGCUUCACGGAGUCUGGUCCGAACGACCAAGGCUUGAGUCGCAAGCACAUCGUUGAAGGUGCUCGUGCCUCACUGCGCCGUAUGCAACUGGACUACGUGGACGUGAUUUUCUGCCAUCGCCCGGAGCCUUACACGCCCAUUGAAGAGACUGUCCGAGCCAUGACCUUUGUCAUCAACCAAGGUUGGGCCUUCUACUGGGGCACCAGUGAGUGGUUGGCAUCGGAUAUCCGUGAGGCGUGUGAGAUCGCGGACCGUUUGGGCCUGAUCCGUCCCAUUGUGGAGCAGUCGCAGUACAAUAUCUUCACCCGCGACAAGGUCGAGUUCGAGUAUGCGGAUCUGUACAAGAAGUACAAGUUGGGUCUCACGACCUUCUCUCCACUGGCCUAUGGGACCCUGACUGGCAAAUACAGCAGCGGGAAACCGGACGGGUCGCGUUUCACGAAGCCUGCAUUCGCCAACCGUGCGUUGCAGCCGACCUACGACGAGCGCGUGGAGAUUGCCGAGAAGCUCAAGCCGAUUGCAAAGGAGCUGGGGUGCUCGCUGCCGCAGCUUGCGACUGCCUGGUGUGUGUCCAACAAGAACGUAUCAACUGUUCUCAUUGGCGCGAGCCGUCCAGAGCAGUUGGAAGAAAAUCUGAAGGCUAUUGAGUUCGUCGACAAGAUCACGCCUGAAAUGAAGACCAAGAUCGACGCUGUUUACACUGCCGUCCCAACCGUUCCUGAGAUGAACCCUCUUGGCUAUCUGCGUAAGCGUCACUUGUGAGUGUGCUUUCAUCUUCAGGUGUUCGUGACAGGUGGAAAAUAAUUAGCACAAACACAGUUGAAGGUCGAAUUGUCCGACAACAUGCUUACCUCUUUCGUGUUUGAAAGUUGAAGCAACAGCUAAUCAUUGUGAGCCC
Messenger RNA from Phytophthora nicotianae INRA-310, 1198 nucleotides. RefSeq lists its product as hypothetical. NCBI's taxonomy places the organism in Eukaryota, Oomycota, Peronosporomycetes, Peronosporales, Peronosporaceae. The transcript has a single exon. The coding region runs from base 1 to 1062 and encodes 353 amino acids. The record is from RefSeq and is a predicted model, not a curated record.